Impatiens glandulifera is the source of this 1420-nucleotide messenger RNA. Its product is annotated as transcription factor BIM2-like. The transcript is spliced from 8 exons. Gene Ontology annotation, biological process: DNA-templated transcription. The record is from RefSeq and is a predicted model, not a curated record. Bases 211 to 1185 code for a protein of 324 amino acids. Lineage: Eukaryota; Viridiplantae; Streptophyta; Magnoliopsida; Ericales; Balsaminaceae. Gene Ontology annotation, molecular function: DNA-binding transcription factor activity; protein dimerization activity.
GCUUUCUCCGUGAAAACACCAGCCAAAAAGGCAAAUGCCCCGAAAACAACGAAGAAGAAAAGCGGUGGUUACUAGCUCUCAGUUCGGUGGCGCUCUCACCUGAAACUCCGAUUAAUCGCAGACAAGCUUUUUCUUUUUCAUUCUCUCUCUACGAUUUAGAUCUUUUUUCAUCCACAAAGCCGUCUAGUAAAUGCUUCAGGAGCUAUAAACAUGAUGAAUUCGAUGAGGGGUCAUCACGAAGAGGAGGAAGACGAGGAUGAAGAAUUGGGUUCUAAGAAAGAUAAUACGUCUACCAGUGCUAGAGAUGACAAAAACAACGAUAAGGCCAAUGCUGUUAGGACGAAGCACUCAGUGACAGAGCAGCGCCGGAGGAGCAAGAUUAAUGAGAGGUUUCAGAUAUUGAGAGAUCUUAUACCUCAUAGUGACCAGAAGAGGGAUACAUCAUCAUUUCUACUGGAGGUGAUAGAGUAUGUUCAAUAUUUACAAGAAGAAGUACAAAAGUAUGAGGGUUCUUAUCCAGGAUUGAGUCCAGAGCCCUCAAAACUAAUGACAUGGCAGAGAAAUAGUCAUUGGCGGGUUCAAAACCUAAUUGGACAGCCGCAAGCCACAAAGAAUGGUGUUGGUCCAGGAACACCCUUUUCCGGGAGAUUCGACGAUAUUGCUCUCCCUCCAACCAUUCAGUCCACUCCACAGAAUCUAACUGAAUCUGAACCUUGUAAAAACACUGCUCAACUACCCAAUUUGUUGAAAAGAGGUGCUAAUGCCAUGCCAUUCCUUCCCACUUCAUCAGUUCCAAUACAAAGUGAAGACAUUGUUAACCUUCCUCUUCAGAGACCUGUUUCUGAUACACAAUCAACUGAGAUUCCGGUUGUGGGUAAUGAGAUAGACCAACAAGAUCAUCUGAUGAUUGAAGGAGGCACUAUUAGCAUUUCCAGUGUAUACUCUGAAGGGCUGUUGAAUAAUUUGGCCAAAGCAUUACAAGAUGUAGGUCUUGAUCUGUCGCAAGCCACUAUCUCAGUCCAGAUUGACUUGGGGAAACAAGCUAAUUCAGGAUUUAUAUCUGGGAUUUCCCAUUCUAAGGAGCAUGAGAAUAACCAUUCUGAUAAACUGAUGGAAAAUCUAAGAGACGAAAGCAACAAUGAGGAUGCGGAUCAAGCUCAAAAGAGGCUUAAGACCCGAGGCUAGUCUGCCUGUUCCUGAUCCUACAAACUGCCCUUGUAAAUGUUAUUCUUCCUGAAGUGGUGUUUCUUAUGACAUAUGGUGUGGGAUUUGAACAAUUAUUUUUAUGCCUUGCUUUUGUAGAUGGUAAUAGAUGUCUUAGGAAAAAUGGUUGCUUCUUUUCUUCUAUUUAUUUUUGUUGUUAACAUGUUCUUACAGCUGAUUUUCAUAGCUUAAUUAAGCUCUUAAAUUUGUUCAUUAA